UAAAGGAUUGGGGACACAAGCAAACGGUACCCUAACCCUAAACCCCAAAUCGUAAUCGAUUUGAGCCUCCACAACCACACACUCUCUCUGACUCAAAAUUGAAAAUUGUCAUCUUUAUUUUCUGAAUCUUCAAAACACAAAACACAUGGAGGAGAAAGGGAAAGGUUUGGCGAUGCAAUUCGAGAUCGCUUUAUUUGCUUCAACGUCAAGUUCGAAGGAUGGAAUACAGGCAGAGUGGUAUACCAUUAAGGUCCCAGAUACAGAGAGUUCUUCUUCUUCGCCAAAUGUAGUAACUACCAUUCAGAAACCGCUCCGUCCGUUUUCUGAAGUCAAGUUGGCUUGGGCAGACAGAGAACAUGCAGUCAUAGGGUCCCGUCUGUACUCUCUUGGGGACAUGAAUCCUGAUUCUGAACCUCACGCCGACGUAACUACCCCCGAAUUCGAUCGUUUUCUUAAAGUGCACAGCUUUGACCUUAGCACUCCUGAUGAUGGUUGGAAACCUGUCGCUACCAUGACUUUUCCUAAUAGGUUCGAACCUCCCUGCCUCGUCCUCGACAAUAAGUUAUAUGUGUUAGGUGGCUUUGCAUCAGACAGAUAUUCAUCAGAAGUAGAAGCAAAAGGGUAUGGCUGGAUGGAGGUUUAUGAUCCCGUUUUAAAUACAUGGGAACCCUUGCCCAAUCCUCCUCUUGAGUUUGGGUUUCCACUCUGUGUUCCUCUUCCUGUUUAUUUCGCUGCUCUCGAUUCCAAAAAACAGAUUCUUGUUGCUCAAAAUGAAGGUGCGAGGUAUAAAGCUACAUUCUAUGUUUAUCAUGUGAUCGAUCGAUGUUGGACAGUACUUGAGCCUCCCGGGCGCGAGCUACGUCCUCAUUAUCCUGACCCGGUUUUGGGAAGACGAAGUGUUGUUGUUGAUAACACUAUCUAUUGGGGUUUCGUUCUAGAUGGGUAUGUCUUCGUACAAUCUUUCAAUAUAUAUACGGAUCUGUACUUCCACGGAAGUUUGGACACUCAGCUAUUUUUUCGGGAUAGUGAAUUUGAAUUUCUGGGUUGUCCAGUGUUACCUUUGCUCCAUUUAGCUGAUCAGAGAUUCUGCCUUUUCCUGUUCACCUUGGUUGAUAAAAUGGAAUACGCUGGUAUGGUAUAUCUUAAUUGUAUUGUACUUGAUAUCUCUCUAAAUCCAUUUAAAGAUGAGGGCAAGCAACAGUCUAAAGUAGAGUUCGAUGAAUGUUAUAAAUAUAAUUUUAUGGGGGAUUCCAGUAAACAGCUUAAUAUUUCCCUUGUGUCCGUCCAAAGGUAUCCCUUGCGUAAUAUCUUCUGGCUCUAUGAUGCUUUGUUGCUGGAUCGCCCAAAGCUAUUACAUGAAACAAGCGUAAUGAUCAAAGAUAAUUAAGGUUGUAGGUUGUUUCCUUGAAGAUUCUGCAUUAAGAAACAGAAACCAGAACCUACAACAGAGAACAUAAGCAACUAAGUUGCUGCCCACCAGUUACAGAGCUCAAGACCAGCAACGGCAAGAAACUGCAUAACACAACACACCAGACCAAGUAACACCUAUAACCUCUUACACAAUCAUUUCCGAAGACAGAAAAGUUGAUUCUCCAAUUACAAUAGAGAACUCUAUUAACUAAGAGUUCUUAACUCUCAUUCCAAACUCAAUCUGGGCCUUGAGGUCUCUGUUUAGAGUUAGGAUAGUCUCAUGGGAUUUGAUAUCUUGGCAAAACACAAGAGCUUUCCUUUGGAGCCAGAGGUGGUACACAGCAGCAGCCAGAGCCAACCUUUUGGUUGAACCCUUAAACUUUUUCCUUUCCAAUUAUCAAUCCCCCAUUGAACAAGUUUUUCCCAACAUUAGUCCAGAUUCUUCACUAGACAUCUCUUCUUGACUUGCCAAAUCCUCUUAGCAAAAGGACUCUAGAAGAAAUGAUCUCUAGUAAUAAAAAUACCAGGUUUAGUAUGAACCAGCAUUUAAUCUAUGCAAGGAUCACAAUGGAAAUGGGAGGCUGGUGCAACUUCUCCCUUGUUGCUGCGAGCUGGCAACACAUGCCAUGAUCUUUUCUCUUUUGAUUUUCUAUCAACAUUGUAUUUUAUUGAUGAGUUCUAGUUCAAAUGGCAUUUCCUUUCCUUUCCUUGUAAGAGCAUGGAAUAGAAUGAGAGUGCAUGAGUAAGUUAUCCCAAAACAAUCAAAGAUAGAGAAACAAAAAUUACCUCGUUGUGUUCUUUUGGAAAAACAUACUGGAAGGAGGGGUGCAUACCAUGACCAGAGAACUUCAGAAGGUUUGAGCCAUAAGAAAGCAAUUUUUGUAUUCCUUAAUAUAGUGAUUGACCUUGAUUAAAUAAUCUCUAAUUAAUAGUUUAUCCCAAAAUUUUGGGACUAAACUAUUACUAUUUGGUAGAA
Messenger RNA from Quercus robur (English oak), 2386 nucleotides. RefSeq lists its product as uncharacterized. The coding region runs from base 146 to 1387 and encodes 413 amino acids. The record is from RefSeq and is a predicted model, not a curated record. The transcript is spliced from 3 exons. Gene Ontology annotation, molecular function: protein binding. Lineage: Eukaryota; Viridiplantae; Streptophyta; Magnoliopsida; Fagales; Fagaceae.